This is a messenger RNA of Juglans microcarpa x Juglans regia, 1391 nucleotides long. Its product is annotated as protein SRG1-like. Lineage: Eukaryota; Viridiplantae; Streptophyta; Magnoliopsida; Fagales; Juglandaceae. The record is from RefSeq and is a predicted model, not a curated record. The transcript is spliced from 4 exons. Bases 158 to 1213 code for a protein of 351 amino acids.
AGCAACGACCAAUCGACAUAUACAUCGCCAUUCGACAGCCAGAAAAGCACCUUUUGGUAUUCUUAAUUCUUGUAUAUAUAGCACCGUCCUCAACAAACACAAUAUUCUGUUAUCAUUAUAGCUCCCUCGCUCUCACCGGCAAUUCAAAGACUGCGACAUGGCCGGGACUUUGCUUUCUGCUGAGGCUCUGCCGGCACUGCACAAGAGUGUGGAAGAAAUGUCCGUCGACGGCGACUCCCCACCACCACAGUUUAUUGUCAAAGAAAGCAGUAGUAUUGUUUCUACUUAUUCUUCUCCCUCAGUUCCUAUUCCAAUCGUUGACGUAAGCCUCCUCUCCUCACAAGAUUCAGAAGAGCUCCAGAAACUCAGAUCAGCUCUCAGCUCAGGGGGUUGCUUCCAGGCAAUAGGUCAUGGGAUUUCACAUUCAUUUCUUGACAAGUUCCGAGCGGUUGUAAAGCAGUUCUUUGCACUGCCAUUAGAAGAAAAGCAAAAGUAUUCCCGAGCAGCUGAUGAGGUCGAAGGAUAUGGGCAUGACAUGGUAUUCUCAGAGAAGCAGAUUCUUGACUGGUGUAGUCGCCUAUUUCUUAAAGUCUUCCCGGAAGAUGAAAGAAGAAUGAAUCUUUGGCCACAAACUCCAAAUGAAUUCAGGGAGAUGUUAGAUGACUAUGCUUCAAAAAUAAAGGGAAUUACUAAUAUUAUCUUGAAGGCCAUGGCAAAGUCACUGAACUUGGAAGAGAACAGCUUCUCGCGCCAGUGUGGAGACCGACCAAUAAUACAAGCAAGGUUUAAUUUUUAUCCUCCUUGUCCAAGACCAGAUACUGUUCUUGGUGUUAAAGCUCAUGCAGAUGGAUCGUUAAUAACAGUUCUGUUGCAAGAUGAAGAGGUAGAAGGACUUCAAAUUCUCGAAGAUGGAAAAUGGAUUAAGGUUCCUGUAAUUCCUCAUGCUCUAGUUGUAAAUCUUGGUGAUCAAAUGCAGAUAAUGAGCAAUGGAAUAUUCAAGAGCCCACUUCAUAGGGUACUGACUAACUCCGACAAGCUGAGGAUAUCGGUGGCCUUGUUUAAUUGGCCGGAGCUGGAUAAAGAGAUUGGACCUGUGGAUCAAUUGAUAGACGAGAAAAGGCCUAAGCUAUAUAGAGAUGUGACAAACUUCAAUGUUAUCAACUUGGAAUGUUAUCAGAAAGGGAAAAUAGCAAUUGAGGAGGUAAAAAUUUAAUUUUUACUUCCUCUGUAUACAUAUAUAUAUGUAUGUAUGUAUGUAUGUAUAUGGCUUAUCCACUGAUCUGCUGUUUGGAGCAAGCUGGUGAUGAGACUUUUAUGGUAUUCUGAUGCUUGUUCAUGAUUAGUUAAAAUAAACCAUGCAUAUUUAAUUAGUAGAGUAGUAGUAGUACUCA